Sodiomyces alkalinus F11 is the source of this 2375-nucleotide messenger RNA. RefSeq lists its product as hypothetical. The transcript is spliced from 4 exons. Gene Ontology annotation, molecular function: transcription cis-regulatory region binding; DNA-binding transcription factor activity, RNA polymerase II-specific; zinc ion binding. The record is from RefSeq and is a predicted model, not a curated record. The coding region runs from base 176 to 2233 and encodes 685 amino acids. NCBI's taxonomy places the organism in Eukaryota, Fungi, Ascomycota, Sordariomycetes, Glomerellales, Plectosphaerellaceae. Gene Ontology annotation, biological process: positive regulation of transcription by RNA polymerase II. Gene Ontology annotation, cellular component: nucleus.
CCGUUUCCUGGCUGCCAUCUCCAUCCCCAUCGCCAUCCCAUCGCCACCCCCAUCCCGAUGUGGCCGGCUCGGUUCGCACCUCUUGCUGACCCACGGUUUGUUCAUUUUACGAAUAUGCAGGUUGCGCAUACUGCAAGGAAAAGGUACACAACCACAAUGAACCACAACCGCAUCCAUGACCACAUCCCACAUCCGCAGCCACCACCACAACACAACAAAAAAAAUCCCAAUCCAAACACCAAACACUCGGCAUCCGACACCCUGCCCUUCCCCCCUUCUUCAUCCUCUUCGACGUCCGCAUUCUAACAUCCGUCCCUCGGCGAGGGUAAAACAGAAGAAAAAGUGCGACGAAAACAGGCCGGAAUGCUCCCGCUGCGUCGAACGCGGUCAGAAAUGCGUCUACGAGCCAGUCAAGCCCCGCCAACGCAAGAAGCGCGAUUCGAACGCUGGACACUAUGACGAUGAACAAUCCCCCGAAGCCCAUCUUCCGUUUCUUAGACUCGAUACCGGUACACUGGAUCUCCCCCCGGCCGUCGCAGGCCUGGCAGGCGCCCAGAAAGAAGACGACCAUGACGGGGAUGGCCCGUCGGUAUCCAUGAUAGAGGACGUUGCGGACGUUGCGGACGUUGCCAGUCUCGCCAGUCCCCUCGGCUCGCAAUGGGCCACCUCUUCCGCCAUCGAUUCUGAUGCCGCCCUCGUCUCUCCCUUCGACAUGCCCUUUCACCUCUCCCUUCAGGACAACGACGACGGCCAAGUCGACGAGGAGAUUGUCAGAACAAGCCCUCUUCCCCUUCCUCAGCUAGCCGUCUCCCGAAUGGCCCGAGCCCAUCAUCACCCGGACUUGGCCAUGAUAUCACCCGCACCUCUUGGCUCUCCCCAUCUCGAGUUCGUACUGCCCGUCUUCAGCGAGUUCUCCGACUGUUCCAGCCGCCGCGCCCUCAUUGAUCACUUCGCCAACGUAUUGUCGCACCUCAUCGUCCUCCGCGAAACCGAAUCGGGGAAUCCCUUCCAACAGCUUGUCCUGCCCCUUUGCCAUAGAAGCACCGUAGUGCAGAACGCCAUAUUUGCCUUGUCAAGCGCCCACCUGGAGCAUCGCCAACGGGGGAACGAGAAAGGCGACGAGAAGUCGCUGUACUUCCACAAUCAAGCGAUUCAAGGGCUAGCCCGGCUCAUCGAAAUGGGGUCCAAGGCCAACCGGGAAGAUCUUUUGGCUGCUAUCAUGCUGCUGGUGUACUAUGAAGUGUUGGUCCAACGGGGCCGCUCCAACAUUGUGGACGGGCAUCUGAAAGGUGCCAUGACCGUCAUGACCCAGAACGACCAGGCACCCACAGCAACAAGCGCAUUCCUGGAACGUGCAUUCCGGUUCUACGACGUGAUUGCUGCCCUUUCGUUUGGCAAAGCACCCAUAUCGACAGCUCCCGCUGCCGGCUGUCUGCACCCUGUGCCUAACCUCGACCCCUUAGACACCAGCCCAUCCAACAGCGUCGAUACUCUCCUGGGUCUUUCCACCACCCUGUGGCCCAUUCUCCACCGUCUGUCGAACCUCCUCUCCUUGAAGAACGAGCUCGAAUCCGCCCUAGCGGCACCGUCUCUCAACACGGCUAAACUGGCCGUCCUCCGAACCGAGUUUCAAACGACGUCGGACGCCGUCGAAUCAGCCUUGGAGAAUUGGCGGCCGUCGUUGCCGCCAGGGUGCCAUCUCGGGGAGUUUGGCGUCUAUGACGGCGCCACCAUGGGGGCCGGGCCAUCCCCGCUCCAUACCCCGGACAGCGCCCACCUGCAGAGCGUCCUCCACAAUGCGCUGGCCUACCGGCACAGCGCCUUCGUGCACCUGUACCGCACCAUCCACGGCCAUGCGAGGAACCACCCGUCGGUGCAGCGACAUACGCAUAUCAGUCUACGGCACUGCGUCGCCACGGUGACCCGUGGUGGACCCGUGGCGGCGCUCCUCUGGCCGCUGUUCGUGGCGGCCUGCGAGGCGGUGAGCGCCGAGGACCGGGAGCUCGCGCGGCAGGCGUUCAUAGCCAUCGAUCAACGUCAGGGCAUGACGAACAUCGAGAGGGGCUGGAUCAUCGUCCAAGAAGUGUGGCGGCGGUCUGAUUUCAUGGAUGGGGAGGGGAGUCUAGGGGUGGCGGAUCUGCCGCGGAACGUCAGGCGCGCGGGGUUGACCGUGGGACCGGACCUGUGGCGGAGGGUAAGCGAGGAUAUGGGCGUUACUAUUGUUUUUGGGUGAACCGGUGUGGUGUGAAUGGGAUGUUUGGGGGGGGGCUGGGCGUCCAUCUUGUUUGAUUGAGAUGUUCUUUCUCGUUUUUUUGCUUCCUUUCUGUUUGGUGGGGAAAACUUGUUGGGAACAGGGACACAGUCUGUUGAGCAUG